AUGGCCCGGCGUCCGCGUCUUGCAGCGCAAGCCGCUCAAGCAUCCAUGCGAACUCCAAUCCCUAACAUAUCCGACAACGAAGACGAAGAGAUGUUAGAUGCCACUCCUGCAGAGGCCCCUACACCACAAGAAGACGAUGAUGAUGCAGAAAAUGAAGAGGAGGAAGACGGGUUAAAUGAUGCAGAAGAAGCUGCGACUCCGUCUCGAGAGUCAGAGCAACCGUCCCGUUCGGCGACUCCUCGCCGCGGUCGACCUCCACUGCUCCGUGGGCGCCGAGGAGGAAGGUUGGGUAGGCCCCCAAGACAUCGCGUUGCUACGGCAUCUGAGGAUGGAGAUAACGAUGCCGCUUCUGAAACCGCCACUCCGAAACGAAGAGGUGGUUUCCGAGGUCACAGGGGUGGAAGAUGGGCAAAGUACAAAGCCGGAGGGUCACGGCCACAGCAGGCACCUCUUGACGACGAAGGAAAUCCAAUGGAAAUUGUCAACGACGAAGUUUUACUACCCGAGGACCCCGAAGGCGAGCAGAAGGUUGACAAGAAUGGCCGUCUGCUGGGUGGAAGAGAAUAUCGGGUGCGGACGUUCACGAUCCUGGGCAGAGAUGACAGACUGUAUAUGCUGUCAACAGAACCAGCACGUUGCAUUGGUUUUCGCGACUCAUACCUUUUCUUCCAGAAACACAGGCAUCUCUAUAAGAUCAUCAUUGACGAUGAUGAAAAGCGAGACCUUAUCGAUCGAGAUUUGAUCCCUCACUCCUACAAAGGUCGCGCGAUCGGAGUGGUUACGGCUCGAUCUGUGUUUCGAGAAUUCGGGGCUCGGAUUAUCAUCGGAGGGAGAAAGGUGAUAGAUGACUACGAGACCAAGAAAGCACGGGAACGAGGCGAUGUUGAGGGAGAACUAGCCGUCCCAGAAGAUCGCUUGCCGCUACCCGGAGAGCCUUACAAUCGAAAUCAAUAUGUGGCAUGGCAUGGUGCAAGUGCAGUUUACCACACCAACACGCCCAGUGUGCCCCUUCCCCUCGCGAAAGCGCAGGAGGCCAAGAGGCGAAAGAUCAUGGUAACGAGUGACAACUGGAUGCUGGAACAUGCUAGGGAAGCCAGUCGAUUCAACGCGCAAUUGACAGCGAACCGUCUGGAAAAUCUCAACGGUGUGUACGACAUACACACCAACGUCAUGCAGUACCCAGCCCAUAUGCAACCAACACACGCACGAUGGGAAAUUGUUGACGACCAGGAGAACACUGAAGACCUCGAGAAGACAGGACGGCUACCUCGCCUUGACCCGGUGUAUGGGCGAAACUUCCGAAUCCACGAUCUCUGUCUCGAAUCGGCUCCAGAGUCCUGGUAUGCGACGCCUGGGAGCAUUGAAGAAGGAGGCGGCCUCUCCUCAAUCCCGUCGAUCAUCCUGGAAGAGCUUCCUGCCGAAUGCCUCUACGCGUUCGAAGAAGCCAAGUUACGGGAAGCCGAAUGGCGGGGAAAGUGGCAUACAGAACGGGAAGAUGGGCUGAGAGCACGCAUUCUCCCUUCGUUUGAAUGGUUUCCAAAGUGA
This is a messenger RNA of Cladophialophora psammophila CBS 110553, 1545 nucleotides long. RefSeq lists its product as uncharacterized. Bases 1 to 1545 code for a protein of 514 amino acids. The record is from RefSeq and is a predicted model, not a curated record. Gene Ontology annotation, cellular component: nucleus. NCBI's taxonomy places the organism in Eukaryota, Fungi, Ascomycota, Eurotiomycetes, Chaetothyriales, Herpotrichiellaceae. Gene Ontology annotation, molecular function: chromatin DNA binding. The transcript is spliced from 3 exons.